Molecule: messenger RNA, 6603 nt
Organism: Periophthalmus magnuspinnatus
Lineage: Eukaryota; Metazoa; Chordata; Actinopteri; Gobiiformes; Gobiidae
Product: insulin-like growth factor 1 receptor
Exons: 21
Coding region: 800-5059 (1419 amino acids)
Biological process (GO): multicellular organism development; protein autophosphorylation; glucose homeostasis
Cellular component (GO): axon; membrane; insulin receptor complex
Molecular function (GO): insulin receptor activity; insulin receptor substrate binding; ATP binding
Source: RefSeq, a predicted model, not a curated record
ACUGCAGACUGACCGAGGGGGACUGUGCAUGUACCUGUGCAAUUAAUCUGCCUAACCACGCUAUCUACUCGACUAGUUAUCGAUGGAGCACGUUUGAUAUCUUACGGAGAAGGUAUAAGAUGAAGCGAUGAUUUCUAAUGUAUCAACCAUCGCGGUUAUGAAGGUGAAUAACAGCAGUCACUACAACAGUGCAGUGUGCUUGUGCAGGAUGAGCGGCUGAGGAGGAGGAGGACAAGGAGGCUGCGGUUUCAAACUGUUCAUCCCGAAUAUUUUUUAACUAAACAUCGCAUUUCUUUGACAAAGAAACGGACUACGUCUUUAAUAUGGUACUGUACGUUACGAAUAGCGUUUUUGAUCACAAGUUCAUGGGCAUGAGCAGUUUUCUGCUUCACGAGAAUCCUCCAAGAACGGCUCAUUGAACGCUUUUUCCUCUAGAAAUGGACUCUGAAGAUGCGGAUUACAGAGGAAUCUCCGCCGCUAAUUUAGUCUCAUAGAUUUGACCACAGGCACCAGCGUGGUUCCUCUUUUGACGGGAAUAAACGAACAAUGAAUGCAUAUGCCUAAAAAAGCGGAUUAAAUCAGUGAUUUUUGGAGCGCCACUGGACUCCCAUCACAAAACGUGAACGAGCUAUUCUGCUAGCCUGUUUGUGGUAGCUAUUAGCUCUAUUAGCCGGCUAACAGCUAAAUGGUGCUGGUUGGAGAUUAAAAAGCUUGCGAGUGAGUGGGGGCUGGAUCCAUCUACAUUUGGUCCACUCAGUACAUUUGUUUGAUAUAUUUUGCAGGCUUUAUUUCACUAGGAAUGAAGUCUCGGGUGGAAAGGAGGCGCUUGACCUUGUUUUGGGGUCUGAUGCUGGGUCUGUCGUCCUGCCUCUGGCCCGCCACCGCAGAGAUAUGUGGCCCAAGCAUUGACAUUGGAAAUGAUAUCAGUGAAUUCAGCCGUCUUGAAAAUUGUACUGUUGUGGAGGGAUACCUGCAGAUUCUUCUAAUAGGUGACAAAAGUAACAGCACAAACCAGGAAGUCUUCCACACACUUAGCUUCCCCAAGCUCACCAUGAUCACCGAUUACCUGCUCCUGUUCCGUGUGUCCGGCCUGGACAGCCUCAGCACCCUCUUCCCUAACCUCUCUGUCAUCCGUGGCCGCACUCUCUUCUACAACUAUGCCCUGGUUAUUUUUGAAAUGACCAGUCUGAAGGAUAUCGGCCUCUUCAACUUGAGAAACAUCACCCGCGGAGCCAUCCGGAUUGAGAAGAACCCUGAACUCUGCUACCUGGACUCUAUCGACUGGUCCCUCAUCAUGGACGCGGAGUUCAACAAUUAUAUUGCAGGAAACAAACAGGCGAAGGAGUGCAGUGAUAUUUGUCCUGGCAUCAUGGAAAACCAACCCCAGUGCAAAAAGACCAUCUUCAACGACAACUACAACUACCGCUGCUGGAAUUCAAAUCAUUGCCAGAAAGAGUGCCCUGAGAAGUGUGGGAGACAAGCGUGCACAGCGGACGGCCAGUGCUGCCACCCUCAGUGUCUGGGCAGCUGCACAGUGGCUGGGAGUGACCGAGCAUGUGCUGCUUGUGUGCAUUACUACCAUGAAGGGCGCUGUGUCCCAGACUGCCCCCCAGGCACCUACAAGUUUGAAGGCUGGCGCUGCAUUAGUGCGGAGCUCUGCUCCAAGGUCCAUACUGCUGGCUAUGACAUUUUCAUUAUCCAUGCUGGAGAGUGCAUGCCUGAAUGCCCAUCUGGAUACACUCGCACAGCACCCAACAGUAUGUCCUGUACUGCGUGUGAUGGCCUGUGUGAUAAAGUAUGUGAAGGGAAUGUCAUUGACUCUUUGGAUGCAGCCCAGUCUCUCAAAGGCUGCACUGUUAUCAAAGGAAACCUGGAUAUCAACAUUCGACGAGGGCAUAAUAUGGUUGCAGAGUUGGAGAGUUUCACAGGUUCCAUCCAGAGGGUGACUGGCUAUGUCCGAAUUCGAUAUUCCAACACACUGAGUUCCCUGGCCUUCCUUCGCAGCCUGAAAAUGAUUGAUGGAGAAAUGCUUAUUGAAGACAUGUACGCAUUCUCUGCAAUUGAGAACCAGCAGCUGCAAUACCUGUGGGACUGGAAGAAACACAACCUUACCAUCAAAAAUGGAAAGCUUUACUUCAGAGGAAAUCCCAAACUCUGCAUGUCCGAGAUCCGCAAAAUGUGGAACAAGACGGGCAUUCAGGACCGCUUUGAUGAGAGUGGCUUCAGGAACAAUGGCUACAGAGCAAGUUGUGAAAGUUAUACUCUGAGAUUUAAAUCAAACAGCACCAGAAGUACAAAAAUCAAACUUACUUGGCAACGCUACCGCCCUCCCAAAGAUUACAGAGAUCUCAUUAGUUUUAUUGUCUACUACAAGGAAGCGCCCUAUCAGAAUAUAACAGAGUAUGAAGGACAGGAUGGCUGUGGUUCAAACAGCUGGAAUAUGGUGGACGUGGAGCUGCGACAGGACAUGGACUCAGAUCCUGGAGUUCUGCUCACCAACCUGAAGCCUUGGACGCAGUAUGCCAUCUUUGUCAAAGCCAUCACACUUAUGGUAGAAGACAAGCAGGGCCAAACCGCACCAAGUGCAAAAAGCAAAGUUGUCUACAUUCGCACAAGUCCUUCAGUACCCUCAAUGCCACAGGAUGUUCGAGCCUACUCAAACUCCUCUACACAGUUGGUUGUGAGGUGGUCACCACCCCUUUCACCAAAUGGAAAUCAGACCUACUACCUUGUCAGAUGGCAGCAACAAGCGGAAGACCGUGAACUGUAUCAGCACAAUUAUUGCUCUAAAGAGUUAAAAAUUCCCAUCAGGAUUGCAGCCAAAGGGUUAGGAGACCAGGAAGAGGAGACCAAACCCACUAAGCCAGAUACAGAAGGGCCUGAAAAAGGCCCAUGUUGUCCCUGUCCCAAGUCAGCUGAGGACCUGGAGGCAGAAGCUGCUGAUGCCUCAUACCGAAAAGUCUUUGAAAAUUUUCUGCAUAAUUCCAUUUUUACACCAAGACCUCCUGAUCGCCGUCGCAGAGACCUGUUUGGAGUUGCUAACUCUACUCAUUCACGUAGGAACCGAGUGAGCACUAAUAGCAGCACAACCACUCCUCUCCAGGGUGGCAGUAACAGCACUACAGUAGACCCAGAACCAACCGAGCACGAGUUUGAGUUCAUGGAACAAUCAGUGACUGAUCGUGAGCUCCAGAUCUCUGGCCUCAGGCCUUUUACAGUUUACCGCAUCGACAUUCACGCCUGCAACCAUCAAGUCCAGCGCUGCAGUGCUGCUGAGUUUGUCUUCUCCAGGACCAAGCCUGCAGAAAAGGCAGAUGACAUGCCAGGACACAUUUCUUGGGAAGGCCAUGAGGAUUCUGUGUUUCUCCGAUGGCCAGAACCAACUCACCCAAAUGGUCUUAUCCUUAUGUAUGAGAUCAAGUUCAAGCAGGCUUCUGAGCCUGAGAAGCAUGAAUGUGUCUCUGGGCGGAUGUUUCAAGCACAACGGGGUUUUAAGCUGUCCAAUCUUAGCCCAGGAAACUAUUCUGUCCGAGUAAGAGCCAUAUCUUUAGCUGGCAAUGGAUCCUGGACACAAAUUAUGGAUUUUUAUGUUGCUGAAAGAUAUGAAAAUGUUAUCUACACAAUGAUAUUUGUUCCCAUCACUGUUUUACUCUUCAUCGGUCUUCUGGCUGCUUUGCUAGUUUUACAAUACAAGAAGAGAAAUAGUGACCGUCUUGGUAAUGGAGUUCUCUAUGCAUCAGUCAAUCCUGAAUACUUCAGUGCAGCAGAGAUGUAUGUACCAGAUGAAUGGGAGGUGCCCCGCGAGAAGAUCACCUUAAACCGCGAGCUGGGCCAAGGCUCAUUUGGCAUGGUGUAUGAAGGUUUAGCCAAAGGAGUGGUCAAGGAUGAACCAGAGACUCGUGUUGCUAUUAAAACAGUGAACGAGUCAGCAAGCAUGAGGGAGAGAAUAGAGUUUCUUAAUGAGGCUUCUGUCAUGAAGGAGUUCAACUGUCAUCAUGUGGUUCGACUACUUGGUGUUGUUUCUCAAGGUCAACCCACAUUGGUCAUCAUGGAACUAAUGACAAGAGGCGACUUGAAGAGCUACCUGCGCUCCCUUCGACCUAAAGAGCAAUGGUCAAGCCUGUCGCUUCCUCCACUGAAAAAGAUGCUUCAGAUGGCAGGGCAAAUUGCAGACGGCAUGGCUUACCUUAAUGCCAACAAGUUUGUCCACAGAGACCUAGCUGCAAGGAAUUGCAUGGUAGCAGAGGACUUCACUGUUAAGAUUGGAGACUUCGGUAUGACCAGAGACAUUUACGAGACAGACUACUAUCGCAAAGGCGGCAAAGGUUUGCUCCCUGUCCGCUGGAUGUCCCCAGAGUCCCUGAAGGAUGGAGUGUUUACCACAUACUCCGAUGUCUGGUCAUUUGGAGUUGUCUUGUGGGAGAUUGCUACUUUAGCAGAACAACCUUACCAAGGUCUGUCCAAUGAACAGGUCCUACGCUUUGUCAUGGAGGGAGGGCUGUUGGAGAAACCGCAGAACUGCCCCGACAUGCUGUUUGAACUGAUGCGGAUGUGUUGGCAGUACAACCCCAAGAUGCGCCCAUCGUUUGUGGAAAUUAUCAAUAGUGUAAAAGACGAGUUGGAGCCAUCAUUCAAGGAGGCCAGCUUCUUUUAUAGUGCCGACAACAAGCCUGCAGACACCCCACAACACCCUCUGGAAAACUUGGACAAUAUGGACCACAUAGACGAGGUACCCUUGGAACCUACGUCUUCUACAAAGUCUCAGCAGACUCCGGCUUGCCCACAGACUCCUCCCUCCCCCAGCACACAGGCCCCACCAGGUCCAUCAUUAACCAACAGUCCCCCCUCAUCCCCCUGUACAUCCACCUCUACCACAGACAAGCCGAACCCCAGUCAGCAGGCAGCCAACGGACUGUCGGGGGCAAGUACGGGACUUGGCACAGGCUCGGGCGUUCAGUCGAUGAGACCGUCUCUAGAUGAACUCCCGCCUUACGCUCACAUGAAUGGAGGACGCAAAAAUGAACGUGCCAUGCCCCUUCCCCAGUCUUCUGCCUGCUGAUUGGACCCCCUCAGCACUCACAACAAACCCACCAUGGUCUGUUGUGCAAAAAGUCAUGUCUCGUAGGAGUGGAACAAUGAGUACAAGCACUCAGUAAGGAGUGCCAACCUAUGCUACAGCGAUAACCAUCAAAUUGGGUCAUGUUCUACUGAACAUUCACACACUUGUUCGGAAUCCUUUGGUUUCUACCAGCUGGUUGUUAAAUAUAUGACUCUUGCUUUUGUGUAAAAAUAUAUAUAAUAAUAAUUUAAAAAAGCAAGAACAUAAUUUUGGGAAAGAUGGCUGAACAUAUUUUAUAAGUUGAUGGUUGUAACUUUUAUAUGUAUUUUCAAUGAGGAAAACGUGGAAGCCUUUGUCAGUGACUGGUGAUUGCCUUUAGAGGGGCAUUUUGGUGACUUUUUAGCAUAUCUAAUGAAGAAGCACUUAAAAAGUCAGCGUUUUUGUCAGUUCGUACUCUUGUUGCUCUGCCUAAAGCCAGCUCAGCAACUCAUGGGCUAGAGUUCAUAUCUAGAGAGGGACAUGUUAAACCUGCCAAAUUUUCUGUCAGAUUUGUAUAUUUUUAUUUUCUAUAUUCUUGCUCUGAUUCUUCAACACUCCAGACUGAAAUUUACAAGUACUUAGAGCUGCUAAGAUAAACUGUCUUUAUUAAAGUGUUUAUUUCCCUCUUCAGCCCCAAACCACUGCUUUCUCGACUAUUAAAACGACCUCCUCAAUUAUUGAUAUUAAUCUUAUCACAAAGUGCUGAAGCUUGAGUCUUAACGUCAGUAAAGCCAGUAAAACACAAAAUGUGCAUGGACUGCAGAGGGAAGGUCAUAAAGUUCAAAACUUGGAUGAAUAAACUUGUAACCGUUGGCGGCAUUUGCCUAGAAACAGAAACCUGUAGGCUUGUCUUUAGUCUUUAAUAUUUCCAAUUUUUGACCAAUACCAGUGGUUGUCAUUUUUCUACAGUUCAAGACAUUCAUCAUGUACAAAAAGCUGCUAUUCCUUAUUUUCUCCAGUGGUUGUCAUAGAGUUUAACAGAAUAUAUAAAGAAAAAAUAUCUUUCAGGUUUUGUCUUUCCACUACAGUUCAUUUUUUUUCUUUUAAUUGUGUGAAGUGUAUCCAAGUUGGUUCUGUUUUUGUUUGUAAGGUAUAGCAGUUUGCCUUUUUGUUUCAAACCUGGAAUAUCCACCUGUCUGACUGGAAGAGGCUGAUGACAUCAUUGUCAUCAGUGUCAUGUCUUCACACAGAAAGCCUCUCUCCCUCUGUCCUCUGGAGCUCUCCCGCCAAUCAGGUCUGGGGGUUCACGUUAAUCAACGGAGGUCAGUGGUCAGGCAUUGCUGCUGAGUUCAAACUAAAUCUCAGGUCAAGAAGAUGAGACAAAUCCUUUUCUAGUUAUUUAUGCGUUGAUGUACUCAUUUUCACACAAAGGGAAAAUUGGAGCAGUGCUUUCUCUAUAGUAACCACAAGGGGUCACUAUAGGCCUAAACAGCGAGUGCUGAAGGACAUGCAAUUUGAUAUUUUUAUAUUGUUAAGUUUAAGUUAUAAAUUGCAGCGCUUUUUUG